AUGGCAAAAUGCACGAUAGUUCUGGAAGGACACCUUGGGCUAGCCAAAGUGUGUUUGAAGUACUUGGCAGGGAAGGAGAUGCAGCCGACGCGUGGCAACAAGACGUCCAAAAGGAAGGUGACUCUGCUGGAAAGGACGUCGGCGUUUGCGGCUUACGCUACUACCAACUUCUCGGUGCAUCUUGUCAACUAUCGACCCGAGCACAACCUUGUACAGAACUGGGGCAUUGAUCUGAUCCGGAUCGUGGCAAAGUUUGGACAUGAUCUUCUGCUUGUGCCGGAGAGCAUGAUCACCUUGCUUCCGGUCGUCUGCCCUACAACUUCUUGCAUUCGACGGCAGUACUACUCGACGCCGGCCUCUGAUUUGCGAGUGCGCGGCGAAGAAGUCACUGAGGUUUCAUUCAACUCGGUCGAAAUCAUCCAGAUAUGGAUCACGAGAGUAGACGAGGCCAUGGAGCUCACGUCUUCAGGGGCUUCUCCUGUGGACCUAUGCUGGCGAUUCACCCCGGCCGACGACAACCAAGAUCAGUUCAAGCUUGUCGAUAAGCCGAUAGAAACAUUCAUUCGCCCAAAGAAAAACAGUGAGGAUGAUAUCAGAGUAGGCCUUGGGCCUGGUAACCGACCCAGGGGAGAGCUGAAGCGUUCGGAUACCGACGACAGCGCCUCUACUGCACAAAGCAACAAUAGGAGCUGA
This is a messenger RNA of Pyricularia pennisetigena, 693 nucleotides long. RefSeq lists its product as uncharacterized. NCBI's taxonomy places the organism in Eukaryota, Fungi, Ascomycota, Sordariomycetes, Magnaporthales, Pyriculariaceae. The coding region runs from base 1 to 693 and encodes 230 amino acids. The transcript has 2 exons. The record is from RefSeq and is a predicted model, not a curated record.